Molecule: messenger RNA, 1017 nt
Organism: Aspergillus clavatus NRRL 1
Lineage: Eukaryota; Fungi; Ascomycota; Eurotiomycetes; Eurotiales; Aspergillaceae
Product: DUF3431 domain-containing protein
Exons: 1
Coding region: 1-1017 (338 amino acids)
Source: RefSeq, a predicted model, not a curated record
AUGUGGAAUAAGCCUGCUGCUGAGGAGAUAACUGCAGUAGCAACAGAUUCUGCCGCGCUUUCGCUGCCAUCAUCAACUUCACUUCCAUCGCCACCGGCAUCAGUAUCAACCCCGGCAAACGGGGUCUACACCAGGACAGUGGUCAUCGCUAAACUGGAGGAAGAAGACGCAUCAUGGAUUGAUCCCUUGGUCGCAGCAGACCCACAUCUCUCAAGUGCUGUGUACACUGUCGACAACGCCAAUGCAUCUUUGACCGUUCCGCAGAACAAAGGCCACGAGGUGAUGGUCUACCUGACCUACAUCAUCGACCACUACCACAUUCUUAGCGACGUGACCAUGUUCAUGCACGCGCAUCAGUUUACCUGGCACAACAACGACUUCCUUAACUCCGAUUCGGCGCUGCUCGUCAAGCGCCUGAAAAGCGAGACCGUGCAGCGCAAAGGCUACGUCAAUCUCCGUUGUCACCUGGAGCCCGGCUGUCCGGAUCACAUCCACCCGACUGUCUCAGGCGACGACCUGGCGAAUAUCCCCGAAGCAGCAAUCUUGGGACAUGCCUGGCAGGAACUCUUCCCCCAGGUACCGGUACCGAAGGUCCUGUCGCAGCCGUGUUGUGCGCAGUUUGCGGUGAGUGCAGAGCGGCUGCGGAAGGUCCCGCUGAGGGACUACAUCCUGUAUCGGGAGUGGCUGCUGGCGACGCCGCUAGAGGACCGGCUAUCAGGGCGGGUGUGGGAGUAUCUGUGGCAGUGGCUGUUCGCAGGUCAGGAGGAGUUUUGUCCGGAUGAGCAGUCGUGCUAUUGUGAGGGUUAUGGGGUUUGUUUUGAACCGGGAAAGUAUGAGGAGUAUUACAAGCUGCGAACCGAAUCCCGGGAGUUGGAAAAGAAGAUCGAUGACUUGAAGAAGCCGGAGGAGGAGACGGUUGAGCCAGCGGUGGAAGAAGAAAUCCGGUCCUUGAGGGACAGGAUUGAUGUGCUGCAUGAGCAGAUGAACGUGAUCAAGAAGAAGGCCGCUGGGGGGUAG